GAAGAAGAAUUUAAAUGGCUUUUACAAGAAGAGGUCCAUGCUGUUUUGAAACAGCUGCAGGAUAUUUUGACGGAGGCCUCUCACCGCUUUGUUCUGCCUGCCAGCAGCUCGGGAGGAGCCGUCAAGCAGGAGAACUUUGUGCUGAGCACAGCGGGCACAGACCAGGUGAAAGGUGUGUUGACUCUGCAGGGAGACGCUCUGUGCCAAGCUGACGUUAAUCUGAAAAUGCCCAGAAGUAAUCAGCUCCUGCACUUUGCAUUUCGGGAAGACAAGCAGUGGAAAUUGCAGCAGAUCCAGGAUGCUAGAAACCAUGUUAACCAAGCCAUUUACCUGCUUAUGAACAGAGAUGUAAACUACCAGUUCAAAACAGGCUCGGAGGUUCUAAAGCUUAUGGAUGCUGUGAUGUUACAGCUCUCAAGAGCCCGAAAUCGACUUACCACUCCGGCCACUCUAACUCUACCAGAGAUUGCCUCCAGUGGUCUCACAAAAAUGUUCACCCCUGCUCUGCCUCCAGACAUCCUUGUGAAUUUCUAUAUCAACCUGAACAAGCUGUGCCUGACUGUCUACCAACUCCAUGUGCUGCAGCCCAGCACAACCAAGAACUUCAAGCCUGCUGGAGGGUCCAUUUUACACAACCCUGGAGCCAUGUUUGAGUUUGGCAACCAACGGUAUGAAGUCAGCCAUGUCCAUAAAGUGGAAUGUGUUGUCCCGUGGUUGAAUGAUGCCCUUGUCUUCUUCACAGUUUCGCUGCAGCUUUGCCAGCAACUGAAGGACAAGAUCUCUGUUUUCUCCAGUUACUGGAACUACAGGCCACAUUAAUUCUCUGUUGAGUGUCCAAGCCCUUACAGCACUUCCAGUGUCUCCCUGUUUGUUUUCAACAUGCCAGCUGAGUCCAGGUCAGCCUGAGGAGUGCUGUGGCCCUCCAUUGGGUAGGGUCAGUGUAUCCAGAGGCACAGCUUCAGUAGCCUUGUCUGGGACUGCUGCAUAGCAGGGCACCGAGCAAUGCUGUGUGGCUGGUGAGAGCUUCCACCCGUCUUUGUUCUCAUGUGUGUUGUAUGGCU
Messenger RNA from Mesitornis unicolor (brown roatelo), 1061 nucleotides. It is a transcript of the gene ROGDI, whose product is annotated as rogdi homolog (Drosophila). The transcript is spliced from 10 exons. The annotation marks the transcript as partial. Gene Ontology annotation, cellular component: RAVE complex. NCBI's taxonomy places the organism in Eukaryota, Metazoa, Chordata, Aves, Mesitornithiformes, Mesitornithidae. The record is from RefSeq and is a predicted model, not a curated record.